CUCCCGCACGGCGAGUGCUGGAGCACGAGCUGCUGCUCGCUCGGUCAGGGCGCCCCCUCCCUCCGCCUCUCUCUUCCUCCUCCGCCGCCCGCCGCCACCGCCUCCUCCUCCACCAUUGUAUAAUGCUCCGAGCGCGCAGGCGGAGGACCGUGGAGUCUUAGCCCGGGUCUCGCCUGCUGCCCGCUCCCCGGCGCCACCCUCGGGCCCCCGGAGCGGGGGACUCCGCAUGGAGCGGGUGUAGCUUGAGGAGUGGGCGGAAACCCCUCCUGAUGCGUUAGUUCCCAGGUGGAGCUGCAUGUGAUAUAUGUUGGGUAAAGGAGGAAAACGGAAGUUUGAUGAGCAUGAAGAUGGGCUGGAAGGCAAAAUCGUGUCUCCCUCUGACGGUCCAUCUAAGGUGUCCUACACCUUACAGCGCCAGACUAUCUUCAACAUUUCCCUUAUGAAGCUCUACAACCACAGGCCCCUGACAGAGCCCAGCUUGCAGAAGACUGUUUUAAUUAACAACAUGUUGAGGCGGAUCCAGGAGGAACUCAAGCAGGAAGGCAGCCUGAGGCCCAUGUUCGCCCCCUCUUCUCAGCCAAGCGAUUCACUCAGCGACAGCUACCGAGAGACUCCGCCCGCCCUCAGCCACCCUGCAUCCCCGCCCACCCAUCCCUGCGACCUGGGAAGCACUACGCCCCUGGAGGCCUGCCUCACCCCAGCCUCGCUGCUCGAGGACGACGAUGACACUUUUUGCACUACCCAGGCCACGCCUGUGGUGCCCACCAAACUCUCGCCUCCAGCUCUCCUGCCGGAAAAGGACAGUUUCUCCUCGGCCUUAGACGAGAUCGAGGAGCUCUGUCCCACAUCUACCUCCACAGAGGCCACAGCAGCCACGACUGACAGCUUGAAAGGGAGCUCCAGUGAGCCCAGUGCCCCGAAACCCGAGGGCCUCCCUGAGGGCCGGACGGACGACCCGAAGCUGAUGGACUCUCUGCCCGGGAACUUUGAAAUAACCACGUCCACGGGGUUUCUGACAGACUUGACCCUGGAUGACAUCCUGUUUGCUGACAUUGACACGUCGAUGUAUGAUUUUGACCCCUGCACGUCCGCAUCCGGGACAGCCUCAAAAAUGGCCCCCGUGUCGGCUGAUGACCUCCUCAAGACUCUCGCCCCUUACAGCAGUCAGCCCGUUGCCCCGAGUCAGCCUUUCAAAAUGGACCUCACGGAACUGGACCACAUCAUGGAGGUGCUCGUGGGGUCCUAAGACCGAGGGGCCCGGUGACAUCCGUACCCACCCAGACCCCACAAGUGCUCCCACGGCCCCCACAACUCUCUGCACUGUGCAUGCACCCUGGCUUGCCUUUUUCAGAGAAAAAGAAAAUUUUACAAAAGGAUCACACUAGUUUUUGCUUUGAGCAGAGUUGGAGUGCCUUCAUCCAAGUAUGACCACUUUUAAUAUGCUUUUUUUGAGUGGUUCCUCAGAGACCUUCUACCCUGUUAUAGGAAGGAACACAUUUGAAGACAAUGCUGUUAUGAUGAAUGACAGACAAAUAGUCCAAGUGAAGCACAAGGAUUAAGUUGGGAAAGCUGUACAUUGCAUGUGCAUAUUUGUCUAUUUUUUCUAUAAGUUUUAUUGCAAGAGGUAAAAAAAAAGAAAAUAUAUAUAUAUAUAUUAUUUAGAUAAUCUCAGUACCUUUUCUGGCAUUUUCGCCCUGUAUAGGUUGACUUGGCAAUUCAGCCUUUUUAGAGGCAUUAACUACUCCUCGUAAGUGUUGCAUUUACAUGGCUGUUUAGAAACUGCUGCCCAAAUUUAUUUUAUAUUUUUGUACAGAUUCUGCAGUUUAUGAUAUUGUUUUUCUAAAAACAAAUGCUGUUUAUACAUAUGAGAUAGCUAUUUUGAUAGGAUUUGCUCACAUAGUUCCUGCAAACUUCAGAUGUACAAGUUGUACUUGUACUUUUAUAGAAUUGUAAUGUUUUAUAUGUGUAUGGUGCAAAGAGAAAAUUGGAUCAAAUCAAUCUGCAGUUGAUAUCCCCAAAUGCAGACACACACACACACACCGACCGCUUUAAGAAAGGGCCAGACGAUAUCACACCCACGCUUCACAAGCACUGACCCCCUGGUACAAACACCUGCCAGUACUGUGAUUCCCAAAGCCAGAGCCCGUCGGCUCAUCAGACUUGCAUUAAGCAGUUGGCGGGAGAUGGCUGUGGAGCUCGGGGGUUAAGUGAUGGCUCUCCUUAGCUUCCUCUUUUGAGCGGAAGGCUGCUGAGUGACUUGCUCAAGUGUGUAUGUAUGCCAAGUUUGCGCUUUUAAUUUUUUUUUUCCCCCUAAAUGAAACCCAAAUCUUUCUCUGUGGCAUAAUUUUUAUUAUGAUCUGAAAUUUUACAUCUGAACAAAAUUUUAUUAAAAGCAACCAACCUUUUCAUGGAACCUAAAGCCCUAUUGUAAUGCUCAGGGCUCUUAAAAAAGAAAGUCUCCCCAGAAGGCAUCCAUCAUGUUGCUGAAUUGUCUUUUCCAGCUCCCCUUCCCUGGAGCUUCUGUUCCCUCUGUUGCUAAGUGCUGAAAAUGGCGUCUCCACCAUCACCACAGUGAGCCCAGCUCACCUCCACCAGCCCAGGACACACUCUCGUUGUGAUAUCCGUGGCUCCCGAACCUGGAGCUUGUCACGUUCCAUCACAGCUUCCAACCUGGUUGCCUUCUUGAAUCAACUGCUUUAACUGCUUCACAUUUUACAAGGCCGUUUUACCCAGAUACACAGACAAGACUUUCUAUGCAUGUUCCUCUUCCCCGCCCCACCCCCAGGACACUUGAGAAGUAGCUUUUUAUUCCUAGUGGUGUACAUUUAAUUUUAAAACGUUUGCAAUGUAUCAUGCUUGUUGCCGAAAACUGUUUAUGGCCUUUUUGUUUCAGUUGUUUUCCUUUCUUCCAAUGGUACUUUAGCUGUUGAGUGCAGGUUAUAACCUAUAUUGUUGAAAUGCAGAUGGCUUCUUUAGAAAUAACUUUUAUAUUUAUUUAAAAAUUUUUUUUUUAAAUUAUGGGAUUUUGUUUUUGUUGUUGUUGUUUUUGUUGUUGGUCAUUUGUCAAUAUUCAGUCACCCAUUCUGCUCACUUCUUGCCAUGGAUAAAAUGGAGCCUUUCUGGCCAAUUAAAGAGACAACUUUAUAAAGUGGCACUUUAAACAAGCCAUAGGUAGUUUUAUUUUUAUAAUGCACAUGGCAGAGCAAAUACAUUUGUGAUGAAGGAACUGCUUGUCUAAGCAAAAGAUUUUGUGUGUGAUGUAAUUAAAUCUUUCUACGUUCUAAUUUACUUCUUUCCCACUUGAAUAUGUCUUAAAGGCUAAUUGUCAGCUCAGUAGAGCAGUGAGAACCUGAUCAGAUUGCGCUUGUCCUCCUGCAAGAAGCCUCCACACGACUCCUCUGUUGCUACAGAUGUGUUGUCUUCUCUGACGGGAUGAGGGACCACGUAGUUACGGUGACGGUUGUGGUAGAUGCAGCCAAUGUCACUGUGUCUGUCAGUUUUGAGGACUUUCCUUUCUUGUAGAGAACAAGUCUGCCCCAGACUCCCUGGUUUUGAUAACCGGAGGACACGGGAAUCUUGCCACAUGCUGCACACAAAUACAUGCACAAUAGUGUUGAUUAUCCCGAACAGUGACAUGGUAAAGCAGUUGAUUUACCAUUGUUACAGUAACUUAGAACUGUACUUUUGUUGGAUUAGCAAAUCGUGUGUUUAAACAAAUCCCAUAUGUUGGGCAACAGUUCAAAUAAGCAGAGAGAAGUGUUGCCUGAAAGUGGUUCUCUGACUCUCUUGUAUUUGUAAGGCUGGGCUGCAAAAUCAAAACAAAAACCCCAACAACAGCAGGCAAAUGCUUUUUUAAACCCUGGACACCCUUGCUGUAAAUUCUUGCUAUUCAGAGUCUCACGAGGAAGACCUGGGGAAUGAGUGGGCCCAUUUUCAAAAAGAGCAAAACCAUCAAGUGUUGAAAUUAUCUUGUGUCUUAUUUUCAUAGAGUGAUGUCCCAACAGGAGAGAGCCUGCGCCCCAGUGUGGUCUCCAAGUCCCCAUUGGACUGGGGGAUGUGCUUCCAGACCCCACUUGGCGGCAGUGCCUUCCUCCCCUUUGUAAGGGACGUCACGUGGCACCUAGAGCCGAGCAGGCAGUCUGAGGUGCCUUUAUGAGAAAGACAGGCUGGGGCUGGGAGGGCCGAUGAUUGACAGUGAUGUGCAAUGAAGUGACAAGAUGAGAGCAGAAUAAUAAGAGCUUUGAAUUUGAAGUGAUUUUUUUUUCCCCAUAAGUUAUUUAUUCCUUUUUUUUUCUGUGUAAAUAUAUUUAUUGUACUGUGGAGCUCUAACAACAUCUGGGUUGUAACGUGCAGAAUGUACGGUAGGAAUGUAUUCUCUUGUAGGAAUGUAAAUUUGUAUUAAAAAAGGGGUCCAAGCCAGACCCCUGGGUCUUCUUGUAUGCACAGUCCACAUUAUUUUUACUCUUUUCUCUACUAUGGGUCUAUUUGAAAUAUGCAAAAGGUAUGGAUGAGGAAUGUUUCAAUACCUCCAAAUUUUUAAGAAAAUCAAGCAUCAAAAGGUUGAUAUUUUUAAAGUUUUUUUAGUAGCACUUUCUCUUUUAUGACAGAAGGGGCAACCACACCUACACCCUCACUCAUACCAAAGAGUGAGAACUAGCCAGAGCCUCCAGUACACCUCAAGGGUCUUUAUCAAUUGAGCUUUUUAUCGCCAUAGCCCCUUGGAGCGCCCCAACUGCCCUGAGGUCAGUCAAGGAAAUUUUCUUAAAUAAAUAAAAUCCAGAGAGCCAAAGUAUCAACUUACGGAUCGUUUUUAAAGCUUAAAUUUAUUAGCCACCUUUGUGGUACACAAUGAAUUAUGAAUACCGCAGGGCGGCCUUCUUAAAUGACAGAUGUAAAAAAAAAAAAAACAAGAGACUCGACUCUGUGCAGCGAUUGUUACUCUACUAUCUAUUAAUUGUCUUAAUUUCAAAACCUUGCUGUUGCAAAUUGGACCUUUCUACGUUUUCCAAGAGCCUUGGAAAGAGCCUGUCUCACCUGCCUGGCUGUGUGGGUGGUUAGCGCGCCGUAACCGCUGCGCACCUCACUGGCAGAGAGGUGUGUAUGGUUCUGCCUGUGUACAGUUGCCAUCAGUACUUCUAAGAAUGAGUCUUAAUGGUUCUUGAAGAUGAACUGGGAUCACAUGCUAUUGCAAGCAAAGCCAAUAGAAUUUUUGGACUUCCUUUGGAGAUAGUAAAUUCAGAAGAGAAGUGCAGUCUGUACAUGCAAACAACCAUGAUUUUGGAAAAGCUGUAAAUAGUGACAUGUUUGGUGCAUGGUUUUUGAGGAGGGCUUUUUGUCAAAAAAGAGGUGUAACCUUUUCCCCCACAGACCUGAGAGCUGUGCCUUUUCUAUGCAAUAUUACAGACAUUACAUCGGAACCCAGAUGGCUGUAUUCACAUGUAGGUUUGGGCUGUAAUCUAAAUAAUUGGACAGAUUAAAUGUACAUGGAAAUGAGCAGUCUUACUUUUGUAGUUUUAUAUUAUACAAUAAACAGUUAAAAGAUGA
This is a messenger RNA of Trichechus manatus latirostris (Florida manatee), 5544 nucleotides long. RefSeq names its product SERTA domain containing 2 (gene SERTAD2). The transcript has 2 exons. Gene Ontology annotation, molecular function: transcription regulator activity. The record is from RefSeq and is a predicted model, not a curated record. NCBI's taxonomy places the organism in Eukaryota, Metazoa, Chordata, Mammalia, Sirenia, Trichechidae. Gene Ontology annotation, cellular component: nucleus. The coding region runs from base 305 to 1246 and encodes 313 amino acids.